Messenger RNA from Diplodia corticola, 1086 nucleotides. RefSeq lists its product as uncharacterized. The record is from RefSeq and is a predicted model, not a curated record. Bases 1 to 1086 code for a protein of 361 amino acids. The transcript has a single exon. Lineage: Eukaryota; Fungi; Ascomycota; Dothideomycetes; Botryosphaeriales; Botryosphaeriaceae.
AUGGCUUCUGGAACUGAUCCAAGCACGUCGGGCGAAGCUGCGGACCUCGCACCCUCCUACGCCUCCGUACUCUCCGAAGCCGUCGGCCUCGCCCUUGACGCCGAGUUCUGCCCCGCCACCGCUCCCAACCUUCGCAAUGUCGUCAGUCUCGCUCGGUUCUUUGAGUUCGUUCUCACAAUCGACUAUGCGCCCUACUCCUCGCACCGUCGCGUUGGCCGCGUAGGGCUGUCCGACUUGGAUGUCCGGCUCAUAUUCGAGGUCGGCGAGAACCUUGCCAGGGCACGCGUCAAGUUCGAGAACAGGAUCGCCAAGCCCUACGAUGCAGUGCACGGGGAGUGCCGGGACUGGCAUGACCUCAUCCACACUCAGAUGUUUGUGGGAGACUGCUUCGAAGGUGUGGAGGACCAGAAGCUGUUCCUCGACCGGAUAGUCAUCCCGGCGCAGGCGCUCGGCAUACCGCUGGAUUAUGCCGUCACUACUAUAUGGCGCUUCAUCACGGGCGUAGGCACGUACGGUACCUAUACCGGAAGCUUGAAAGAAGUACUCGCUAGGCGAGGCGUCGAAGGGUUGGCGCGCAGGCUCUGGGUUGAUCGUCACGUUGUGAUACCACGGUUGCCCGUCAGCAAACGGCGCCUGUUGAUGGACGGCCUGAAAACGAUACAAGGGUUAUAUUUCUUAGCUCUGGAUGGCCCCAGUUUUCAUGCGAACUCCGCUUGGGGACGAGACGGAUUUGGGCGCAGUGAGCUGAAGUUCAAGGAAAUGGCGUUAACGGAGACAGGGAAGCGCUGCGAGGAAAACAUACGGGUUACGCGCGAGCAGGUGGACAAGAUGCACGUCGGAAAGGAGGGAGAAGAGGAAAGAGUGUCGCAGGCCUGCGUUUGGGAUGCCGAUGAAGCAUUGCUGAUAGCGCAGAGGAUACGGGAGAGUGGCGGCCCAAUGCCCCCAUCCCUAGAAUCGAGGAAGAGGCCAGAGGUGAAGUUAGUGCUAAAAGAAAGGCGGAGAAAGUACUUUGGGCGCCCAUGGAAGCUUCUGUGUAACUACAUGGGAUCAAAAAUUCAGCUCAGAUAUCACUUUAUACGUCGAUGA